GCCCAAGGCUCAAGAUGACACCCAACAGCACCGGGGAGGUGUCCAGCCUCAUUCCCGUGGGGACCGUGGGGCUCUCCCUGGCCCUGGCAAGCCUCAUUGUUGCUGCCAACCUACUCCUGGCCCUGGGUAUCGCCCGGGACCGCCAUCUGCGUAGCCCACCUGCUGGCUGCUUCUUCCUGAGCCUGCUGCUGGCCGGGCUACUCACAGGACUGGCACUGCCCAUGCUGCCGGUGCUGUGGCGCCAGAGCCGCCGGGGCUACUGGUCCUGCCUCUUCCUCUACUUGGCUCCCAACUUCUCCUUCCUUUCUCUGCUCGCCAAUUUGCUGCUGGUGCACGGGGAGCGCUACGUGGCAGUACUGUGGCCACUCCGGCCCCACGGGAGCACACGGCUGGCCCUGCUCCUCACCUGGGCCAGCCCCCUGCUCUUUGCCAGCCUGCCCGCCCUGGGGUGGAAUCACUGGAGCCCUACUGCCAACUGCAGCUCCCAGACUGUCAUACCAGCCCCCUACCUCUACCUCGAAGUUUAUGGCCUCCUGCUGCCCGCUGUGGGGGCUGCCACUCUUCUCUCUGCCCGAGUGUUGGUUACCGCCCACCGCCAGCUGCAGGACAUAUGCCGGCUGGAGCGGGCAGUGUGCCGUGAUGCGCCUUCCACCCUGGCCCGGGCCCUUACCUGGAGACAGGCCAGGGCACAGGCUGGAGCCACGUUGCUCUUCGUGCUGUGUUGGGGGCCCUACGUGGCCACAGUGCUCCUAUCAGUCCUGGCCUAUGAGCAGCGUCCACCACUUGGGCCUGGAACUCUGUUGUCCCUCAUCUCAUUAGGCAGUGCCAGUGCAGCGGUUGUGCCUGUGGCUAUGGGUCUAGGUGAUCAACGUUACAUGGCCCCAUGGAGGGCAGCUGCCCAAAGAUGGCUGCGGGUGCUGCGAGGAAUAGCCUCCAGGGACAGUCCUGGCCCUAGCACUGCCUACCACACCAACAGCCAAAGUAAUGGUGACCUGGACUUGAACUAGAAGAAGGGCCACUGCUGACUCCAAGAAGCGUCCAUCUAUCUUAGCCACCAAGCUGUUUCCACAUGCCCUGCUUCUCUGGAUCAGAGACCCUGCCCCUAUUUGAGCCCACCCUGACCAAAUAAAGCUCCUCUGGCCGUUUGCAGUUUAGUCUAUAUCUCAGGAAAGGAAGCAGGUGGAAGCCCGUGGAAAGAACCUAAAGACAAACUGCGUACCAAAGGAGAUUCCACCUCCAAAGAAGCAAGUCAUUGUCAGCAGGAACAAGCACUGCUUGAGACAGUAGACUGAUGCAUCUCGACAUCCGGCAGUGUGAGAGAGCCUCACCCUGAC
Molecule: messenger RNA, 1334 nt
Organism: Castor canadensis (American beaver)
Lineage: Eukaryota; Metazoa; Chordata; Mammalia; Rodentia; Castoridae
Gene: Gpbar1
Product: G protein-coupled bile acid receptor 1
Biological process (GO): G protein-coupled receptor signaling pathway
Cellular component (GO): plasma membrane
Molecular function (GO): G protein-coupled bile acid receptor activity
Source: RefSeq, a predicted model, not a curated record